CCCUGGCUAUCCUUACAUUUUAAAAACAAGAAAAUGGUGCUGUUUUUUAAAUUAUUUAUACUUUUACUUUUAAUACUUAAGUAUAUUUCAGCAAUUACAAUACGUUUCCUAUUGAAUAUUGAUAGUAUAAUUUUAAACAGCUGAUAUUCCCAUUCAAGUCAACACUCUCUGAUGUGUGGACCAACCAUCUUUAUGCUACCAUUUGAAAUGUGAAAUGUCCAUUUUAUUCCCCUUUUAAUACAUUUACCAGCCAAAACAUGACAUCCACCCUGUAUUCAAGAGCACGCUGUGUCUCAUCCAAUGGAGGGCACAACAGUAACACCUCAGAUUAUGUAAAAUAGGGCCAAAGCUACAACAUAUGCAAAAGUGGAGAAAAAAAAAUCUGAUUCCACACGUUUUUAGACAAUAUAAUAAAGGUUAAAAAACGACAUACUUGCUAUGAAAACUGUUUUUUUUUUUCAAGAAAUUAUCAAAUAGUUUGGCAACCCUUUUUGUAAACUUUUUCAAAUUGAAGUGAUGAAGACAUGGAUGUCUCAUGUUAGGGUCGGGUAUGCAAAAUGAGUCAACUUUGAGCACCUCUAUCACCUAAAUGUUUUGACAUUCAGGUCCAAAAACGUACAUUCUGACCACUUCUAACAUGGGCAAAUUUGUAUGGAAAGUUUUGUUCAAUAACACCAUUUGAAGCAUUCCUCUUUUACUGUUAAAAAUACAAUUUUGUAACGUAUCCCACUUGGUAUUCCUUCUACGCCCCCUGCUGGCGGCAACAGGCAUAAACAAUUCCCAAUGGAAACUCCCAAACAUGUUCUAUACAUAAAAUCUGAUACCAUAUAUUUUUAUCGGCGUCACACAAACCUAAACUGACAUUGGAACAUCAGUUUGUAUUCGAAUAUUUGAAAAUAAGAAAUUUCCCAGCAAGCACAUAUUGUUCUGGGAAUAUAUGUUUCUUUGAGCUUGGCGAGCGUGGUCGUCAUAUGGUUAUUUUGCAUACAACCUUUCCACAACUUUCUGGGAAUGGUGCAAGAUUGUUCCAGCGCCAAGCAACUUUCUCAGCAUAUUUAAGGAACUUAAUUUACUUUAACAGAACGUUUCCUAAAAGUUCAAACAUGGUUACAUUUCAUUUCAAUUUUGUACAUUUUCUAGAACAUUGUCCAACUGGUUUGACAUUGGGAAUGUUCUCAAGUAGUGCAGAGAACAUUAAGAAACAACGUUCUGUGCAAUUUUAGUGCUUCAGCAUAACGUUUCCUACAAGUUAUCUCAGGGUUCUAUUUAAAGUCGUGUUCUCAAAUUGUUCCAAGAAUGUUAAGAAACAACAUCGUUCUGAGGGAAUUUCCAUACGUCAGCAUAAUGAAUAACAUUUCCUCGUGGUUCUAUUUGAAGUUAUGUUUUCAUAUUUCCCGAUAACGUUAAGAAAACUUUAGUUUUAAGAAUAGUAUUUAAAAACACACAUCAAUUACGUUCUCAGUAUCAACAAAACCCUCUCUGUCCUCAAUCUUGUUACGUGUUUUCAGGUGUGUUGGCCACGCCCACUAAUUGACCAUACCUGAUCUUAAUGAGUGUUUGUUUCCUCUGAAAUGGGGUCUAUUUGAAUAGACUAAAAUAAAUAGCUUUAUAUGCGUAAAAAAAACAUGAAACUCUAACUCCCAUCCUGGUGGCACAGUGGACUAAUUCCAUGGAUAGAAAACAAAAUAUGAUAUACUAUACAUAGACAAGUAUGUGGACAGCCCUUCAAAUUAGUGUUGUUUCGGUUAUUUCAGCCACACUCGUUGCUGACAGGUGUAUAAAAUCAAGCACACAGCCAUGCAAUCGGCGACAUGUAGCCUAGUGGAUAAGAGCGUUGAGCCAGUAACCGAAAGGUGCAACGCUGGAGAGAUUAGAGUUGCAGGCUCAUGUCUGUCAGAGCCGAGAGAGGACGAGAGAUAAUUGAAAGUGAAUCUCAUUCUAGUUCUGUGUGAGAGCAGGCGCGCCGGGCCGACUCAACCCGAAUCAACUUUUAGAAUAUCAGGUCCGGGGGAACAAUUAACGAAGAGGCCAAUAUAAUUAACUUUAAUCGCUUUAAUUAUAAUCUUUACGUUGCAAAAAGUGCCAAUUAUUUUUCAUGCCACGAGAGGUACCGGAUCCGGCCAAAAAGUUUCCGGAACGAAAUAUUCCAAUACGGAGAUGUGUACAGGAUCCGGCUCAAAUUAAACACUGGUGAUGGGUGUAUGGUAGAGGAAACUGUUGGACAUGUUUAUUAUAUUGUGAACUGUGUGAUUUAGGUAGGGAGGGUUUGUUUGAUGGGUUAGACAGGUUGGAUGGGGUUUGGGGUAGGGGGGGGUGAGGUUUGUAUGGAUUUAUAAAGGUUUUGGUAACAUACUAUAGUUGUGUAGGUAGACCGUGACCGGACUCACACUCCAGUACAGUAAGCGGCGGUGUGUGCAACUUUCCAGUUUGUUGCGAUCCGCCAAACAAAUGCAAAUAAGAAAACGUAAUUUCCUGUUUCUCAAACCCGUAGUUAUAGUGACACUUGAAUAGAAAAUAAUUAUACAUUCUCCCACUAAUCCCUUUGCUCCCAAAAAAUGUCUAAACUUCAGCAGCUCAAUGUGUUUCUCAACGAAAAAUUAACAGCAGUUCCUUUGGAGAUAUCUGUAGUAGUUAAAAAAACGAUCGCAGAGUAUCAGGAAGAAAUAUCCCGUUUGGAACGGGCGAAUGCACGUCUACGAAGACUGCUGGAUUUGGUUUUCAAACCAGAGAUAAAGUUGCAUAGAUUAGCAGACCUCCAGCGGCUCACUGUCUCUGAAGAGAAGGUUAACUCUGGGCAGCAGGAGUGGAGCUCCUAUCUGGGGCCAGUGGAGUCUGAUACCGAAGAGUCUACUUGCAACUCUUUCAACAUCAUAACGGUAGAGAACCAAAAAGAAUCUGAUGGCAACAGAGAAUCAGAAUCAACCAGUGACUAUCAGCCCCCCUCGGAAGUAAAUCCGGAAAGUGACAAUGAUGAAAGUAAUGGCGGAAAAGUGCAUAGAGUGGAGAAGAGAAUACCUCUGUCGGGGUCAAAGAGACGACGAGGACGGCCAAGAAAAGAAACCAGUGAGUUGACGGAUCCGAAGUGUGAUGUGUGCGUAAAAUACUUUGCGACAGCAAGUGGUCUGGAAAGGCACCGGCAGUUACGGCACAGUGAAGACAGACCAUACAUGUGCGAUACAUGUGGCCAGUGUUUCGCCUUAAACCGAUACCUGACCCGACACAUGAAGAUUCACACAGUGGAGAGACCACAUCGCUGCGCGGUCUGUGGCAAACGUUUCUUUCACAAGGAAAGCCUGAAAAAUCACAUGGUUAAUCUGCAUACAGGGCUGAUUUUUAAAUGUGAUUUGUGUGGGAAAUGCUUGUCGACAAAAGGUCGUCUGAAACUGCAUAGGCAAAAUCACACGGGGGACAAAUCGCAUCCGUGCAAAGAAUGUGACAAGGCUUUCUACUGCGAGUCAGACUUGAUAAAGCAUACGAGGACUCACACUGGGGAGAAACCGUUUCAGUGCAAAGAAUGUGGCAAGUGCUUCGGCGAGAAGGGAAGCCUGACAAAGCACAUGAUGACUCACACACAGGAGAAACCACAUUGCUGCAACGAAUGUGGCAGACGCUUCAACCUCAAGGGAAACCUGACAGUGCAUAUGAGGACUCAUACGGGGGAAGGAGUUCAAUGUCAUUUGUGUGGAACUUACUUGAAGUUAGCAGCAAGUCUGAAGAGACAUCUGCGAACUCACAGAAUAAAUAUUGCCAAUGACUGAGAACACAUAACAAUGCACGUUGUGUAAAAUGUGUUGUUGGAAGGUAGAGACUAUGUUAAGAGGACACCCCUCAGGUCACGGCUCUUGCUACAGUCUGAAAUCUGGGAAUCUGUUCAAUGGCCAUUUUUACGGAACGCUAUCACGUUAUCAAAUUCCAAUCAACUAUUUAUUACGCCUUUUUUACAAACGUUACACUCUCAAGUCCAAGUUAGACAUUUUCAGAACUGAAGAAGUCUGUGAAGAAAAAUCACAUCCCACAACAUCUGUUGUGUAGAUUAAGUUAUUUGCCUUCACCCCCAAAUGAAUGGAAAAGAUAUGAAACCAAAUCAAACCAGGAAAUUAGAUGGUUUUCAGCAGUUAGUCUAGUGGUUAGAGCGUUGGGCCAGUAACCGAAAGGUUGCUGGAUCGAAUCCUUGAGCUGACAAGGUAAAAAUCUGUCGUUCUGCCCCUGAACAAGGCAGUUAACCCACUGUUCCCUGGUAGCCUGUCAUUGUAAGUAAGAAUUUGUUCUUAAAACUGACUUGCCUAGCUAAAUAAAGGUUACAUGUACAAAUGUCCAUUCAUUUGGGAUUCAAAUCUAAUUUCAUUUGUCACAUGCUUCGUAAACAACAGUGAAAUUCUUACUUACAGGACCUUCCGAACAAUAUAGAGAAAUAAUAAUACACAAACGAUAACAUGGGUUACCAGUACAAACUCUGGGUACUGGGAUGUUGUCAUUCUUCUUUUCAAGUCUGAAAACGUAUGACAAACUUUAAUUUUCAGUGAAAUCUCUUUAAUUUCUAAGAAAUGUAAUUUAUGUUUUUUUCUGAUACAUGACAACUACUGUCAUAUGUCUGUUAACAAAGCUCUAAUGGUGUGUGAUGUGGUAAAACUUUAUAUCAGGUUUGAAACACGUAGUUUGUUGUACAUGGUUUUUGGCAAUAAAAUGGACAGAGCCCAGACAAAGGACAUUUUUUCAAAAUAUAUUGUUUGUACCAGAGAGAGAUUUUUGUAUUUAUUUUAUAUUUUAUUUAUUUAUUUAACCUUUAUUUAACUAGGGCAAGUCGGUUAAGAACAGAUUCUUAUUUACAAUGACGGCCUACCCUGGCCAAACCCUAACCCGGACGACGCUGUGCCAAUUGUGCGCCGCCGAUCUAGGCCAACAUAAUCAAUAAUUAUACUUUACUUAAGUUUUUUAUUUUUCAACAGAAAACAUUUUCAAGGUCUCUAUUUUAACAAACUAAACACUAUUGUGAAUCUUGAGCUGCCAUUGUUGAUUAAAGUUGUUCUUUAUAAUUUCAAAAUAAAUGUGUACAAUUAA
Molecule: messenger RNA, 5058 nt
Organism: Oncorhynchus mykiss (rainbow trout)
Lineage: Eukaryota; Metazoa; Chordata; Actinopteri; Salmoniformes; Salmonidae
Biological process (GO): regulation of transcription by RNA polymerase II
Cellular component (GO): nucleus
Molecular function (GO): sequence-specific DNA binding; DNA-binding transcription factor activity, RNA polymerase II-specific
Source: RefSeq, a predicted model, not a curated record